AUGAUGCAGAGGCCUCCACCAGAUGAUUUUCUAUUGAAAGAGACCAAUCCCCAUCUUGGAGGGGGCAAGAUCACUGGUGACAAGCUUACGAGCACCUAUGAUCUUGUGGAGCAGAUGCAAUACCUUUAUGUCCGGGUUGUUAAGGCCAAGGACUUGCCUGGAAAGGAUGUUACGGGUAGUUGUGAUCCUUAUGUGGAAGUUAGACUUGGAAACUAUAAGGGUACUACUCGGCAUUUUGAGAAGAAGUCGAAUCCGGAGUGGAACCAGGUGUUUGCUUUUUCAAAGGAUCGUAUUCAGGCUUCGAUGCUUGAGGUUACUGUUAAGGAUAAGGAUUUUGUGAAGGAUGAUUUCAUGGGUCGGGUUUUGUUUGAUUUGAACGAGGUACCAAAACGGGUUCCUCCUGACAGUCCUUUGGCGCCACAGUGGUAUCGGUUGGAGGAUAGGAAGGGAGAUAAAUAUAAGGGGGAAUUGAUGUUAGCUGUAUGGAUGGGAACACAGGCAGAUGAAGCAUUUCCUGAAGCAUGGCAUUCAGAUGCAGCUACUGUUAGUGGAGCAGAUGCUCUUGCUAAUAUUCGGUCCAAGGUAUAUCUCUCCCCAAAAUUAUGGUAUUUAAGGGUCAAUGUGAUUGAAGCUCAGGACCUGCAACCAAGUGAUAAAGGCAGGUAUCCAGAAGUGUAUGUUAAAGCUAUCCUGGGAAAUCAAGUCUUGAGAACAAGAGUUUCUCCUAGCAGGAGUAUUAAUCCUAUGUGGAACGAGGACCUUAUGUUUGUGGCAUCAGAACCUUUUGAGGAGCCCUUGAUUUUGAGCGUGGAAGAUAGAAUAGCGCCCAACAAGGAUGAAGUAUUGGGGAGAUGUGCGAUUCCAAUGCAGUACGUGGACAGAAGGUUGGACCAUAAGCCUGUGAACACUAGGUGGUUUAAUCUAGAGAAACAUGUUGUUGUAGAUGGGGAAAAGAAGAAAGAAACGAAGUUUGCCAGCAGGAUUCACAUGAGGAUUUGCUUGGAGGGUGGUUAUCAUGUUCUGGAUGAAUCAACACACUAUAGUAGUGAUCUUCGUCCAACAGCUAAACAGCUGUGGAAGCACAGCAUAGGUGUACUUGAAUUGGGUAUUCUCAAUGCUCAGGGAUUGAUGCCCAUGAAGACGAAGGAUGGUCGGGGAACAACUGAUGCAUACUGUGUGGCAAAAUAUGGGCAAAAGUGGGUUCGCACAAGAACCAUCAUCGACAAUUUCACACCCAAGUGGAAUGAGCAAUAUACUUGGGAGGUUUUUGAUCCCUGUACUGUCAUAACAAUUGGGGUCUUUGAUAAUUGUCAUUUGCAUGGAGGGGACAAGCCUGGGGGGCAAGAGAUUCAAGGAUUGGAAAGUGGUGUCAAGAAGAUGGGAGAAAUUCAUUUGGCUGUCCGUUUUACAUGCUCAUCCUUGCUCAAUAUGAUGCACAUGUAUUCACAACCUUUGCUGCCAAAGAUGCACUAUAUCCAUCCACUGACUGUCAGCCAGCUAGAUAGCUUGAGGCAUCAGGCCACUCAAAUCGUAUCAAUGAGGCUGAGCCGGGCCGAGCCACCAUUGAGGAAGGAGAUUGUUGAAUAUAUGCUGGAUGUGGGGUCUCAUAUGUGGAGUAUGAGAAGAAGUAAAGCCAACUUUUUCAGAAUCAUGAAUGUUUUCGGUGGGCUAAUUGCCGUGGGGAAAUGGUUUGAUCAGAUAUGCAAUUGGAAAAACCCAAUCACCACAGUGCUGAUUCACAUAUUGUUUAUCAUCCUAGUUCUUUAUCCAGAACUUAUCUUGCCCACAAUCUUCCUGUAUCUCUUCCUGAUUGGUGUUUGGUAUUAUAGAUGGAGGCCAAGGCAUCCUCCUCACAUGGACACUCGUCUCUCUCAUGCAGAGUCUGCUCAUCCUGAUGAAUUGGAUGAGGAAUUUGAUACAUUCCCAACCUCGCGGCCUGCUGAUAUUGUAAGGAUGAGAUAUGAUCGCUUGAGAAGUAUUGCAGGGAGGAUUCAGACUGUUGUUGGUGAUUUAGCUACUCAAGGGGAGAGGUUGCAAUCUUUACUGAGCUGGCGAGACCCAAGGGCCACAUCUUUGUUUGUGCUUUUUUGUCUGAUUGCUGCCAUUGUUCUCUAUGUUACUCCUUUCCAAGUUGUGGCACUCCUCACUGGAUUUUAUGUGUUGAGACAUCCCAGGUUCCGCCACAAACUUCCUUCGGUUCCACUCAAUUUCUUCCGACGGUUGCCUGCAAGAACUGAUUGCAUGCUCUGA
Dovyalis caffra is the source of this 2250-nucleotide messenger RNA. Lineage: Eukaryota; Viridiplantae; Streptophyta; Magnoliopsida; Malpighiales; Salicaceae. The record is from the annotation of a GenBank genome assembly.